Molecule: messenger RNA, 417 nt
Organism: Adineta steineri
Lineage: Eukaryota; Metazoa; Rotifera; Eurotatoria; Adinetida; Adinetidae
Source: the annotation of a GenBank genome assembly
AUGAUGACUCUUCUUGAAUCCAUUUUUUAUUUUUAUUUAGGAUGUAUUGAUCCAUCGGAACCAUUUCAAUGUCCUCAAAGUCAACAAUGUAUUGCUCUUCAAUUUAUUUGUGAUGGUCAUCUAGGUGAUUGUCCUGAUAAUCUUAAUGGAAAUGAAGAAACAUGUAUUGCAGCUAAACGUCCAGCAAAGGAAAAUAUUGAAAAAUUUCUUCAUGCUGCAUAUACACUACAUGGUUCAAAAUUAUUUACAUUUCUGUUUGGCGAAAAACUUUCGAGAAGUAUUGAUGAAAAUAAAAUACUUUGGUUUGAUACAUUAGCAUCAGCAUUUUCUGAUAUUCCUUUGUUUGCACAAGAAGCUGUUAAUCAAGGUCUUGCAGCCUUAGUUGAAAAGCUCUAUGACUCGGGAUUUAUGGAUUGA